Xyrichtys novacula (pearly razorfish) is the source of this 612-nucleotide messenger RNA. The record is from the annotation of a GenBank genome assembly. Lineage: Eukaryota; Metazoa; Chordata; Actinopteri; Labriformes; Labridae.
AUGUUCCAUGAAGUUGUUCUGCAGUUGGAGGGACAGGAUGGGACUGUCUGUGAGCUAUAUGACAUAAUGUUCACUCUCAAGACAAAGCUCCAACAACGACAAACUGAUUCCUUCUUUGGAAUGGAGGCCAGUGAACUCCUCCAACAGUUCCCAGACCGAGAGGCAGCAACAAUCAAAAAAGAUCUCUCCAACUUCUACACUGCUGCACUCACCUAUCUGGAAAAGUGGUAUGACUUCACAGAGAACAACUACCAGAAAAAUGUUUCAUGCUUGGCACUGAAGAGCAGGUUCACAUUCUCCCAGCUGAGUGAUGUGGUGGAGGCCCUACAGAUCAGAGGGAAACUGGACAUGGAUGACCUGUAUGAUGAGUACUGUGUGACUCUGCCAUGCCAGCAGGAAAUUGUGGAAAAAAAGGCUCCUGUUCUGGAGAAGUGGUCCAUCUUGCUUAAAGGCACAAACACACCAAAUCUGACUGCUGUUGCAUCCUUCAUCUUCAGCAUCCCCAUCACCAGUGCUCCAGUAGAGAGAGUGUUUUCUCUCAUGACUGCUGCUUGGACUGACCAGAGGAACCGUUGCUCGGUGGAGCUUAUCAAAAGUCAAGACCAACUUUGA